CGGAGGAGGAGCCUGAGCGCGCCCGACGAGAGAUGUCCGUUUCUCCUGCGCGUGCGUCCUCCUGAACUGUGACUGUUCUUCCCCCUAAAGGAGCCCAGAUCAGGUGAUAGCAACUCUGCUUCCAAAGAUGGUCAAGUCCCAGGAAAUGACAUUCCAGGAUGUGGCUGUGUACUUCACUCCAGAGGAGGUGAGGUACUUGGAUUCCUAUCAAAGAGCCCUCUACAAGGAUGUAAUGCUGGAGAAUUAUGGGAACAUGGCCUCUCUGGGAUUUCCAGUCUCCAAACCAGUCCUGAUCUCUCAGUUAGAGCGAGGGGAAGAGCCAUGGGCCAUGGACCCACUGGUAGCAAAGGAAAGAAAGACCCAAAGAGACAUUUCUUCAGGUAAAAAGCUGACUUUAAAACAGAAAUAUACCCUGUUUAGUAAACCCAUACCAGAAGAUUCUAAGAUAAGAAAUGAGAAAAAAGAGGAAAGGAGGAAAAGGAGAAAAAAAGAGGAUUCUUCAAAGGAAGAAAUUUCUGGAGGUAGAGAAUUUCAGAGGGCAAUGCCAAGAAGACACUCUAGGAAUGAUCUCACAGAUCCUGAGUUUGGACAAGCCUAUGAACAAGAUGGCAUGUUGGAGGGACUUCCAGGAAGCUCAUCAGGGCAGAGCCCAAGGAAAUCACUUUCCCAAGAGAGGGAAGUCAAGUUAAAGUCCAGUUCUCACAAGAAAAAUCACACAAGAGAAAGAGGCUCCAAAUGCAAUAAGUUUGGGGAAAACUUAGUUCUGAAAUCAAGCCUUGUUAUACAUCAUAAAGAUCCUAUACAAGAAAAAGGUCAUAAAUGUGAUACAUGUGGCAAAAUCUUCAGAUAUAAUUCAGACUUAAUUAGACAUCAGAUUAUUCAUACUGGAGAGAGGCCCUAUGAAUGUGAUCAAUGUGGAAAAACAUUCAAUCAGAGUUCACACCUUAUUCAACAUAUAAGAAUUCAUACUGGUAAAAAACUUUAUAAAUGUAAAGAUUGCAGCAAAACAUUUGCUCAGAGUUCACAUCUUAUUGAGCAUCAGAGAAUACAUACUAGAGAAAGACCCUAUGUAUGUAGUGAUUGUGGGAAAGCCUUCAUUCACUGCUCCAAUCUUACUGAACAUCAAAGAAUCCAUACUGGAGAGAAACCUUACAAGUGUACCGAAUGUGGAAAGGCCUUCUGUCAUAGUUCAGAUCUUAUUCGACACCAGAGAAUUCACACUGGAGAGAGACCUUAUGAAUGUAAAGAAUGUGGGAAAGCCUUCAGUCAGAGUUCACUACUUAUUCGACAUCAGAAAAUUCAUACAGGAGAGAAACCUCAUGAAUGUAAAGAAUGUGGAAAAGCUUUCAUUCGGAGCUCAAGUCUAAUUCGCCACCAGAGAAUUCACACUGGAGAGAGACAAUAUGACUGUUUAGAAUGUGGGAAAGCCUUCCGUCACAGUUCAGAUCUUAUUGAACACCAGAGAAUUCAUACUGGAGAAAAACCCUAUGAAUGUAAAGAAUGUGGGAAAGCUUUUGUUCGGAGCUCAAAACUUAUUCAACAUCAGAGAAUUCAUACUGGUGAGAGACCAUAUGUAUGUAAUGAAUGUGGAAAAUCCUUCAGUCAGACUUCAAACUUUAUUCAGCAUCAGAGGAUUCAUACUGGAGAGAAACUCUAUGAAUGUAAUGAAUGUGGGAAAACUUUCUUUUUGAGCUCAUAUCUUAUUCGACAUCAGCGAAUUCAUACUGGAGAGAGACAAUAUGAAUGUAAAGACUGUGGGAAAUCCUUUCUUCACAAAGCUCACCUUGGUGAACAUGAGAAAAUUCACAGUGGAGAGAAACCAUUUGAAUGUAAAGAUUGUGGGAAAGCUUUCAUUCGGAGCUCAAAGCUCAUUCAGCAUCAGAUAAUUCACACUGGAGAGAGGCCCUAUGCAUGUAAGGAAUGUGGAAAAGCCUUCAGUCGAAGAUCAAAUUUUAUUCAGCAUCAGAAAAUUCAUUCUAGAGGGAAACUCUGUAAAUGCACUGAAUGUGGGAAAAGUUUCAAUUCUCCUUCAAGUUUAAGAAAACAUCAAAAAAAUCAUAGUGCCAUGGAUUCCCUUGAUUAAAAAAAUUCCAGAGAAGCUUUUAAAAUUGAAGACCCAUAAACAUAAUUUGUUAAAAGAUUGUCUGAGUGAGUUGAGCAAACUUGACGGUACUUGAAAAUGAAUGCUGGGUAUUAGAAAGUGUAUAUUUACAGAUUAGGCAUGAUCCUUAUAUCUUUCUGAGCCUGAGGGAUAUGCUUACUCUUUGAGCUAGUCAUUUACUUGAUAUAGUAGGACUAGCUCCCUGGAAUCACACAC
Molecule: messenger RNA, 2317 nt
Organism: Gracilinanus agilis (Agile Gracile Mouse Opossum)
Lineage: Eukaryota; Metazoa; Chordata; Mammalia; Didelphimorphia; Didelphidae
Product: zinc finger protein 623-like
Exons: 6
Coding region: 128-2083 (651 amino acids)
Biological process (GO): regulation of transcription by RNA polymerase II
Cellular component (GO): nucleus
Molecular function (GO): RNA polymerase II transcription regulatory region sequence-specific DNA binding; DNA-binding transcription factor activity, RNA polymerase II-specific
Source: RefSeq, a predicted model, not a curated record